AUGUCUGUUCUCUUCAUUGGCCGAAUCAUCCAAACCCUAGCCGGGUCGGUGAUCUGGAUCGUCGGCAUGGCCAUUCUUGGGAAUAUAGUGGGAGCAAAACAUCUGGCUAAAUCCCUGGGCUUGGCCAUGCUCUUCGUUUCGGCGGGGCUCCUCAGUGGCCCGGCUGUGUCGGGGUCUCUCUACCAGUUCGUGUCCUACGCUAUGACAUGGGGGAGUGCAUUCGCCGUGAUACUCGUCGGGACUCUUCUGCAACUCCUCAUAAUCGGUCCUUUCAACUACGAUACGUGCAUUCAGGAGUGUCACAUAGAAGAAGAAUCACAGAUCCGAAGCCCGUUGCUCUGCUCCGUAUCCCACCCCGAGAGCACGCAUUACCAAACAAUCGCAGAAUCCACCUCCCUCCCCACCCAGAAUCUUCGAGACCACGAUCCCCAUCCACAUCAAGGCCGUCUUCCACUGGGAGCCUCUUCAAGCGGGGCUAUUGUUCCUACUCCUGCAGGCUCCAUCGAUGAUCCUCGUCAUUCCAGCAGGGUGGCUGAAAGACCGGAUUGGGAUGCGAUUCCCCGUGACGAUCGGGUUUCUAUGCCUGGCCCCAUCGCUGUGCCUACUCGGAAUUCCGGGACGCGCACAAGACGUUUGGUUUGGUGGACGGACAACAAGAAUACGAACCGGGUGAUCUAUAUCGUUACACUACUGGCGAUCGGAGUCUGGCGGACUUUGUUGCUGGGGCUCGGGGCUGUCGAGGUUCUACACGGCGCCAACGAGCUUUCCCACGAGUAUCCAGGCUUCUUCGGGCCGCACGGCGGGUACUCGCGGUCGUUCUCUAUGUCCAACAUCAGCUGGAAGCUGGGGAUGUUUGUGGGGCCCUUGGUCACGGGGACCUUGACGGAGAGGAUGGGAUAUUACCAGAUGAAUGUGAUUCUAGCCCUAGCAGGCGGCAGCGGCGACUUGGGCCACUACCUCCAGGAAGAGCUCCUCAGAGAUCCCCGUUACAGCGUCGUGAUUCUUACUCGGCAGACCAACCCUUCCACCCCAACCACUGAAAGAGUGACCACCCAAACCACAGACUACACCCUUCCCUCCCUCCUACACAUCCUCCGCACCACCCGCACCACUGCCCUAAUCUCCCUCCUCCGCUGCCCAGAUGACCAAUACCACCCCCUCCACACCACCCUGUUAGAAGCUUGUCAGCAGACUGAAACCUGCACCCGCUUUAUCCCAUCCGAAUGGGCAGGGGACAUCGAAUCUUUCCCGACCCUGCCGCGAGCAUACGGUCGGACUCGUCUUCCGUUCCGGGAGACUCUCGCCCGAGAGGCAGAUUCCCAGAAAACCGAUCCCCCAUCCCACCCCGUGAAAAAAAUAGAGUACACACUGUUCAAUCACGGCUGGUGCAUGGAAUACUUCCUCCCAGCCCACAAGUCCUAUCGCAGGUGUAUGCCAGGGGAGUUUCCGAUCGAUCUUACCCGGUGGAAGUAUACCGUCCGCGGGACGGGAGAGGAGGCGCAGAGCUGGACGUGUGCGCGCGACAUAGCGUGUGCGGUAGGGAGAUUACUAGCUGCUGAUAAUGGGAGUUGGGAGCCGGUCACGUAUGUGGUCGGGGAGUGGGGGACGUUCAAUCAGAUGGCAUCCCUGUUGGAGAGGGUAUACGGCCGACCCUUCGAGAGAGACUACCGAUCAGAGGAGGGAAUUGGAACCACGAUUCAGCAGUACGAGGACCAACCGGAGAGUCUGAAGCUGGCCAUCGCCGAGGCGGAGGAAUGGACGAUUAGCGGUGCUACUGCCUGUCCUCAGGAGAAGACGCUACGACAGCGAGAGAAGUUCUUUGCCGGGAUGCAUUUCACUACCUUGGAGAAGCUGCUGUGGAAGGCAAAGGUGGAAGAGCGGGUGUAA
Molecule: messenger RNA, 1887 nt
Organism: Aspergillus uvarum CBS 121591
Lineage: Eukaryota; Fungi; Ascomycota; Eurotiomycetes; Eurotiales; Aspergillaceae
Exons: 7
Coding region: 1-1887 (628 amino acids)
Source: RefSeq, a predicted model, not a curated record